Messenger RNA from Cavia porcellus (domestic guinea pig), 7145 nucleotides. It is a transcript of the gene Rock2, whose product is annotated as Rho associated coiled-coil containing protein kinase 2. Gene Ontology annotation, molecular function: Rho-dependent protein serine/threonine kinase activity; small GTPase binding; ATP binding. Gene Ontology annotation, biological process: actomyosin structure organization; mitotic cytokinesis; peptidyl-threonine phosphorylation. The record is from RefSeq and is a predicted model, not a curated record. The transcript is spliced from 34 exons. The coding region runs from base 310 to 4566 and encodes 1418 amino acids. Gene Ontology annotation, cellular component: cytoskeleton; centrosome; cytoplasm. NCBI's taxonomy places the organism in Eukaryota, Metazoa, Chordata, Mammalia, Rodentia, Caviidae.
CGGCGGCGCGCGAGCAGGGCAGGGCCGCGGAGCGGGCGCGCGUGUGAAGAGAGCGGCAUCGCGAGGCCUGCAGGCUGCCGCGGCCACCAUGCGAGUCGAGCGGCGGCUGUAGUCGCUGGAGUCUGGGCUGCAGCCUCUGGGGGCCCCGAGGCGUGGGGCGGAGGGGCGGGGACGCCGCCCGCACUCGUAGCUCCAGCGGGGCCCUCGGAGCGGCGCCCCCACCCGGCCCGAGUCGCGGCCCCCGCGGCGGGCUCUGGGCCCGGGCCGAGCCCCGGGGCGCGGGGGCGGCGCGAGGCCCCAGGCGGCGGCAUGAGCAGGGCCCCGCCGCCCGGGAAGAUGCCCGGCGACCCCGAGGAGGCCGGGCCCGGGGACGGGGCCGCCGACCGCCGCAGGAAGCUGGACGCACUACUCCGGGACCCGCGUUCGCCCAUCAACGUGGACAGCCUGCUGGAUGGCUUAAAUUCCUUGGUCCUUGAUUUGGAUUUUCCUGCCUUGAGAAAAAAUAAGAAUAUAGAUAAUUUCUUAAAUAGAUAUGAGAAAGUUGUGAAGAAAGUCAGAGACCUGCAAAUGAAGGCGGAAGACUAUGAUGUCGUGAAAGUCAUCGGGAGAGGAGCCUUCGGGGAAGUGCAGUUGGUUCGUCAUAAGGCAUCACAGAAGGUUUAUGCUAUGAAGCUGCUUAGUAAGUUUGAAAUGAUCAAAAGAUCAGAUGCUGCUUUUUUCUGGGAAGAAAGAGACAUUAUGGCCUUUGCCAGUAGUCCCUGGGUGGUUGAGCUCUUCUGUGCCUUCCAGGAUGAUAGGUAUUUGUACAUGGUCAUGGAAUACAUGCCCGGUGGGGACCUUGUGAACCUGAUGAGUAACUAUGACGUGCCUGAGAAAUGGGCCAAGUUCUACACUGCGGAAGUGGUGCUGGCUCUGGAUGUGAUUCACUCCAUGGGCUUGAUCCACCGGGACGUGAAGCCUGACAACAUGCUGCUGGACAGGCACGGGCACCUGAAGCUGGCGGACUUCGGCACUUGCAUGAAGAUGGACGAGACAGGCAUGGUGCACUGUGACACAGCAGUCGGAACCCCGGACUAUAUAUCGCCCGAGGUUCUGAAGUCUCAAGGCGGCGACGGUUAUUAUGGGCGGGAGUGCGACUGGUGGUCCGUGGGGGUUUUCCUUUUUGAAAUGCUAGUGGGAGAUACUCCAUUUUAUGCAGAUUCACUUGUAGGGACUUACAGCAAAAUUAUGGAUCAUAAAAAUUCACUGUCUAUCCCCGAAGACGCAGAAAUCUCUAAACAUGCAAAGAAUCUCAUCUGUGCCUUCUUAACAGAAAGGGAGGUACGUCUUGGGAGAAAUGGGGUAGAAGAAAUCAAACAGCACCCUUUCUUUAAGAAUGAUCAAUGGAAUUGGGAUAACAUAAGAGAGACGGCAGCUCCUGUGGUGCCCGAGCUCAGCAGUGACAUAGACAGCAGCAACUUCGAUGACAUCGAAGAUGAUAAAGGCGAUGUUGAAACCUUCCCAAUUCCUAAAGCUUUUGUGGGAAAUCAGCUGCCCUUCAUAGGAUUUACCUACUAUAGAGACAAUUUGCUGCUGAGCAACUCUCCACCGUGCAGAGAAAGCGACCCCGUACAGUCGAGGAAAAACGAAGAAAGUCAAGAGAUUCAAAAAAGGCUGUUUACCUUAGAAGAACACCUUAGCAAUGAGUUACAAGCCAGAGAAGAGCUGGAGCAAAAGUGCAAAUCUAUCAAUACUCGCCUGGAGAAAACAGCGAAGGAACUGGAAGAAGAGAUUACCUUGAGGAAAACUGUGGAGUCAACGUUAAGGCAGCUGGAGAGAGAGAAGGCGCUGUUACAGCAUAAGAACGCAGAGCAUCAGAGGAGAGCCGACCACGAGGCAGACAAGAAACGGAACCUGGAGAAUGAUGUUAACAGCUUAAAAGAUCAACUUGAAGAUUUGAAAAAAAGAAAUCAGAACUCUCAGGUAUCUACUGAGAAAGUGAACCAACUGCAGAGACAGCUGGAUGAAACAAAUGCUUUGCUGCGAACAGAAUCUGAUACUGCAGCCCGGCUGAGGAAGACUCAGGCAGAAAGUUCCAAACAGAUUCAGCAGCUGGAAUCCAACAACAGAGACCUGCAAGAUAAAAACUGCCUCUUAGAGACAGCCAGGUUAAAACUGGAAAAGGAGUUUAUCAACCUUCAAUCUGCUCUAGAGUCAGAAAGGAGGGACCGCACCCACGGAUCAGAGAUCAUUAAUGACUUACAGGGUAGGAUAUCUGGCCUAGAAGAAGAUUUAAAGAAUGGCAAAGUCUUACUGGCAAAAGUAGAGCUGGAGAAGAGACAACUUCAGGAGAAGCUAACUGAUCUGGAAAAGGAAAAGAGCAACCUGGAAAUAGACAUGACGUACCGGCUCAAAGUCAUCCAGCAGAGCUUCGAGCAGGAGGAAGCUGAGCACAAGGCCACCAAAGCACGGCUUGCAGAUGAAAAUAAGAUCUAUGAAUCCAUUGAGGAAGCUAAAUCAGAAGCUAUGAAAGAGAUGGAAAAGAAGCUGCUGGAGGAAAGAGCUCUGAAGCAGAAGGUGGAGAACCUGCUGCUGGAGUCGGAGAAGAAGUGCUCCCUGCUGGACUGCGACCUGAAGCAGUCGCAGCAGAAGCUGGGCGAGCUGCGCACGCAGAAGGAGGUGCUCAGCGAGGACGUUAGAAACUUGACACUAAAGAUAGAGCAGGAGACUCAGAAGCGCUGCCUCACACAGAAUGACCUGAAGCUGCAGGCGCAGCAGGUGAACACACUGAGGAUGUCAGAGAAGCAGCUGAAGCAGGAGAACAACCACCUGGUGGAGAUGAAGCUGAGCCUGGAGAAGCAGAAUGCUGAGCUGCGCAAAGAGCGGCAGGACGCCGAUGGACAGAUGAAGGAGCUGCAGGACCAGCUCGAGGCCGAGCAGUAUUUCUCCACUCUCUACAAAACCCAAGUCAGGGAGCUUAAAGAAGAAUGUGAAGAAAAGACUAAACUUUGUAAAGAACUGCAGCAGAAGAAGCAGGAGUUCCAGGAUGAACGGGACUCCUUGGCUGCCCAGCUGGAGAUCACCCUGACCAAAGCGGACUCCGAGCAGCUGGCUCGCUCCAUUGCUGAAGAGCAGUACUCUGAUCUGGAAAAGGAGAAAAUCAUGAAAGAACUGGAGAUCAAGGAGAUGAUGGCCAGACACAAACAGGAGCUCGCCGAGAAGGAUGCCACCAUCGCAUCACUUGAAGAAACGAACAGGACACUGACCAGUGAUGUUGCCAAUCUCGCCAAUGAGAAAGAAGAAUUAAAUAACAAGCUGAAAGAUGCUCAGGAACAGCUGUCAAGGUUAAAAGAGGAGGAGAUAAGUGCCGUGGCUAUUAAAGCACAGUUUGAAAAGCAGCUGCUGACAGAGAGGACCCUCAAGACUCAAGCUGUGAAUAAGUUGGCUGAGAUCAUGAAUCGAAAAGAACCUGUCAAGCGUGGCAGUGACACAGAAGAAAGAGUCCGAAGAAAAGAGAAGGAGAACAGAAAGCUGCACAUGGAGCUGAAGUCAGAGCGGGAAAAACUCACCCAGCAGAUGAUCAAGUACCAGAAGGAACUGAAUGAGAUGCAGGCUCAAAUAGCUGAGGAGAGCCAGAUUCGAAUUGAGCUGCAGAUGACACUGGACAGCAAGGACAGCGACAUUGAGCAGCUGCGGUCGCAGCUGCAAGCCCUGCACAUUGGCCUGGACAGUUCCAGUAUCGGCAGCGGGCUGGGGGACGCCGAAGCCGAGGACGGAUUUCCAGAGUCAAGAUUAGAAGGAUGGCUUUCAUUACCUGUACGAAAUAACACUAAGAAAUUUGGAUGGGUGAAGAAGUAUGUAAUCGUGAGCAGCAAGAAGAUUCUUUUCUAUGACAGCGAACAAGAUAAAGAGCAGUCUAACCCGUACAUGGUUUUAGAUAUAGACAAGUUAUUUCACGUCCGACCGGUGACACAGACGGAUGUAUACAGAGCAGAUGCUAAAGAGAUUCCGAGGAUAUUCCAGAUCCUGUAUGCCAAUGAAGGAGAAAGCAAGAAGGAACAGGAGUUUCCGGUGGAGCCAGUGGGCGAGAAAUCGAAUUACAUCUGCUACAAAGGGCACGAGUUCAUCCCCACCCUGUACCACUUCCCGACCAACUGCGAGGCCUGCAUGAAGCCGCUGUGGCACAUGUUCAAGCCCCCCCCUGCCCUAGAGUGCCGCCGCUGCCACAUCAAGUGUCACAAGGACCACUUAGACAGAAAGGAGGAGAUUGUCGCACCAUGCAAAGUAUACUACGACAUAUCCACCGCCAAGAACCUGCUGCUGCUAGCAAACUCCACGGAGGAGCAGCAGAAGUGGGUGAGCCGCCUGGUGAAGAAGAUCCCCAAGAAGCCGCCCGCCCCCGACCCCUUCGCGCGCUCCUCGCCCCGCACCUCCAUGAAGAUCCCACAGAACCAGUCCAUCCGGCGGCCCAGCCGGCAGCUGGCACCCAACAAGCCCAGAUUGCUUGACUUGGCGUUCAAGGACUGGGAUUGGUCCUUUGACGAUGGUGAUGGUGGUGAUGAUGAUGACGAUGUUUUUGAUUUCUGAAGAAAGAAAUGGGCUAACUGUCUUCUGUGAAAGUCAUCAUCAAGGUGCCCGUGGUCUUCCAGGUAAACAGGACAGAAAUGCUAUGGCCCAGAACUUAGUAAAAAGCUGUAUCCUCCUGAGGAACUCACACACACGCACGCAUGCCACGCACGUGCGUGCGAUCCCUUUUUUCUGUGAUGUAAGCUCCAACUCUCAGAGCCCUUCCUGUGCUCCUUGGGAACAGUGAAGCCCAUGCUGACCGCUCCCAGAGAAGGGGCACCACCGCAGCUCUCCACACUUGCUUCUUUCGUAACGCCCCCUUGUGUCGCAUACACUACAUUGCACUUGGUGUGGAGGGGAGCUUACAUGUAGGAGGGAUCCACGUCUGCUGCGACCUCACCAGCACAGUGAUCGGGAGUGUCAGGGGGUGGACUCCACUACAGGACGCUGCACCCUCCUCCAGUGACCCCAACACUGUCCCCAGGUUGUGCUGGGAUGUGUCGAGGGGGCCAUAGACUCCCUGUUGGCUUUUCACAUCCGCUGAUCCAGUCCCGGACUUGAGUCACAGCCGGCGACCACGCAGGCCACAGUGCCAGAGCCACAGUCCUGGCGCCCUGUAGAAGCUGCAUGCUCGCACUAAGCAUCGCCCUAACAAGAGUUCGGCCCUUCUGUCUCCUCAUGCUUUGUGAUAGGCCGCUGUUCCCAUUGGAUGCCUUAAUUUAAUUUCUUUUCAAGCUGCAGCCCUUUCCUGUGUGUAAGGAGAGAAAAGUAUGUGUUUACCAGCUCUUAGGAUGCAGAGUUGCAUUGUGGAAGAAAAGUAGUGCACGUGUAAAUCAGCGCCAGCCUGCUCCAGGGGUGUCACGUGGUGUUUUUAGCAGUUUGACCCGGGAAGGGUCACGGCCGGUGUGGGGCCCGACUGAGCCGACACCCGCCGAGGCGCCAGCCCCGCGCAGGGCCUGCACUGGCCCGGCCUGCAGGGCCUGCUUCGCUUGAAACCACUGGCUGCCCAGGAUGUGUUUUCCUUCCUGGUGAAGACAUUUAUGUCUAUUUUUACAUUUCCACACUCAAGAUUCAAAACUUGUAUCAAAUAGAAGAAAACUAAGGUAUACUGUAGAUAUAUUUUAAAUAUUUAAAUGUGAUCCUCACACACAACUGUGUACUGCAAUAUUUCAGUAUUGGGUCAGGGAACUCGGAGAGGCCGCCCAGGGGCACUGGCCCCGGCUUUUACCUGCUGCUUGCGGCUACGGGGUUCCUGCAGGGACCUCCGGAGGCCGCAGGGACUGAGCGGGGGCAGGGACUCCUCCGAGCCUGGGGUUUCAGAAGGAAGCAGACGUCUCCAGGCCGCGUGGGCUUUUUUUUUUUUUUUAAGUAAGAUUGAAAAAUGAAAAAUAUAAAAUUUAUAUAGAAGAGAUGUUUCCAUUCAUUAGAGUUGUUUAAAAGGAGACUGAAUUAAUAUUUUAUAUAAAGAUUUUGUUACACUAUGGGAGGUUCUAUCCUAUUCUGAAUUGGAGAGUAUAUAUAUAUAUAUAUUUUUAAUAAACUUUAUUAAGGUGAAAUAAUUUCAAGUUUACACAUGAGUAAUUGAAGUAUUUGAGUAAAACAGACAAAGGUUUAAAUUUUGAGUGCGAUAUGUAUGUGUAUGAGAACGAGGAGAACCGUGGUAUGGUCCAGGCAGCUCAUGUGGAGGGUGGAGGCGCUGGGGGCUGAGGCCCCCGAACAGGGCCCUGGGGGUGUCUGCCCCACUUUCCUGCCCAGUUUCUUCCUUGGGCCCCAAGACUUCAAGAGAGAUCUGUCCAGACCAGUGUUUAUCCUCCCACACCCGAUUCUCCCGGCCACCAGUACCUCCUGUUGGACUCAGAAAGAGUGAAUACUGGGGUUUCCUCAGUUGGCUUUUGUUUUGUGGGGAUAGCAAGACAGAAGAAAAACUAGUGUCGGUAUUACUGUUGAAAGUUAAUGUAUAAUGAAUUUUUAAAGUAUUUUUAAAAAAUGCUAUCUAGAAGCAAGAUUUUUUAAAAAAAUAAAAUUUAUCUGAAACUUUAAAAUACUCUAAUGGAUCAGUGUGCUGAUGACCCCAAGUUACAGGUCAGUGCUCCUGACGGGCGUGCUGGUUCCGUGUGAGCCUGGCAGGCUCUGACGGAACUGCCUGGUGUGUGUCUGUCUGUGUAGACCAGGAGCAGAAGCACCCCAGCUUGCCAAACUACAGUGGGAGGGGUUCUGCUGCCUGCUGGACCGAGGGCCGGAGAAGCCCGGAGCACUGGGCGGUGCGAGGCCCGGGGUUUCCUGCUCCAGCUCUGUUACGGGCGGCAUUGAGGGUGUCCAGCCCCGAGAGACCUAAAGCACUUUGAAAGUGGGCGCUGUGUGCAGUGCUGGUGCACACCCAGGGCCUCUCCUUGACCCUGCCCUGUCCCCGUGGUGACUUGUGUUUGGAAUUGUGUACGUUACCACUGCAUGGUUGAGAUCAUCAGUAUUUGAUCAGCUGUCCCCGAACAAAAAUCAUCAUCGAUUUUUUAAAUUUUGUUGCAUCUUUGUAGUAAUGUAAUUGUAUUUUAUGCCUGCUUUUUAUAAAAAAAAAAGUUCAAUAAAAGAAAUUAAGCUAUAAA